This is a messenger RNA of Pomacea canaliculata, 10820 nucleotides long. RefSeq names its product MLX-interacting protein-like. Gene Ontology annotation, biological process: regulation of transcription by RNA polymerase II. Gene Ontology annotation, molecular function: RNA polymerase II cis-regulatory region sequence-specific DNA binding; DNA-binding transcription factor activity, RNA polymerase II-specific; protein dimerization activity. NCBI's taxonomy places the organism in Eukaryota, Metazoa, Mollusca, Gastropoda, Architaenioglossa, Ampullariidae. Gene Ontology annotation, cellular component: nucleus. Bases 114 to 3140 code for a protein of 1008 amino acids. The transcript is spliced from 18 exons. The record is from RefSeq and is a predicted model, not a curated record.
UAUGAGCACGUGCCUAGUGCGUGAUGCGUGGAGUACGCCAUGGCGGAGCUUGUUGUGAUCCUACAACGUCAAACACGCAGCGACAGUGGAUUACCUGCUGUGUGGACUUGUGAAUGGCCAUAGAUAGUAUCCAAGGAUCCUGUACCACGUCCAAAAUGUUGCAAAUUCAAAGCAUGCAGAAAAACUUGCUGCAGAGUAGCUUUUACGAAGUUUCGCGGCCCGAUAAGGAAUCUGCUACGAUCCAUAGUGGCCAUUUUAUGGUGAGUAGGGUGCACGAAGAUAAAGACGAAGAUGACGACGAUGACGAGACGCCCAUCUUUACUGACGAUACCAAAGAGUUCGAGCCACUGAUGGGAUUUGAUUUCAUGAAAGCCACCAAGGAAACCUCACAGACAUACAGUUUUGGGCCAAAAAGUACGUGUACUCUAUCCAUCGAUGCCUCCUUGACCAAACUCUUCGAAUGUAUGACUCUUGCAUACAGUGGCAAGAUAACAUCUCCAAAAUGGAAACCUUUCCGUGGAAUGCACUUGACAGUAAAGGACCGUGUGCGGCUAAAUAACAUCAUCUGGCGAGAGUGGCACAUGCAGUACAUUUAUCAGAGAAGACCUAUUGUCUGCCAGUUUGCAACACCAUUGUCUGAUGAUAUUCACACUAAGCCUGAGGCAGUUGUUUUGGAGGGCAAGUACUGGAAACGCAGACUAGACACAGUUACAAAGGAGUACAAGAAAUGGCGUCGGUAUUUUCGAGACCGGAUUUUGCGGAAACUGCCUGAAUCACCAUCACGCCUCUUUCCUUUGAGUGAGCACCUGACCGAUGAUGAGCUGUUGGAAAGAGUCAAGGAUGUUAGUGGCUUUCCACGCAACGUGCAGCUGUCAUCAACUGACCUCAGCCUCCUGAACACUGACCUGAUGGACAUGGACUUUACAGAUAACUUCUUCUCAAACCUCAACCAACCUUUUCCUUUUCCCAACCCUCGUGAAUUGGGUGGUUUCACUUGUGCUGAUCUCAUCCAACCUGGGCUUGUUCAGCUACAGCCCAAUCUUGAGGACUUCAUGGAUAUUGACACUAUGCAUGAACUGCUGACUUCAUCAAGAACAACAUCCAGUUCAUCAUUUGUGCCUACCUCCACCAGUAUCUUGUCUGAUGUGAGCACUACCAUGGAUUAUAACCAGUCUCGUAUGCAGCAGAACCAGCUUUCCACUUCUGUGUUGGGGUCUGUUGACGCAAUGUUCAGUGGUGGAGGAAAUAGUAAUGUUGGUAUUAACAUGCUGACGGCACUGGCAGCCUUGACCUCCAACAACAGUGGCAACAACACACUCUCAUCCUCUGGUGGGCUUGCAUCAACAGUCAGUCCUCCUUUUUCAGCAGAUGCUACCAUGUUCCUGGAUGAACUGUCAAGCAAGCAGACUUACUCUAAUUCUCCACAGCCAUCUAUUUUUGACUUGCCUAAAUGCAUGGAGCAAACACCUCUAGUGAUAGCACUGAAUUCAGGCAACAAGGCAGCAGCCACUAUUACUCAACCUGUUGUGCAGACAGUCAAUCUGUGUGAUCUGGGACUGACCCAGUCCACCGUUCCUCAAGUGGUUCCUCUUUCCCCUGCUGCACCUCCCGUGAGAGUGCAGGUGUCUCAAGGCUUGCAGAAGUCACCGGUGUCACUGGCUAAAGCAGCAAAGCCACAGAUGGUUCCUAAAAGUGCUAAAAGUACCUUGAACAUGUCCUCAUCUCCAGGACAAGCAUUUGGGACCAGCAGUCACUCCAGUAACAACUCUGGAUUGACACAGAAGAAAGAUGGCUUUGUGGUCCCACAGGGCAAGCCAGUGCAGUUGCCACGGAAACCACGCACCAUUGCUCCAGCCCCACCAUCAACUCCUACGUCCUCCCCAACUGGCACUCCCCCCACACAGAGCACUUACCUUGCACAGCUGCUUACAAAAGGAACCUAUCCUGGUGCAAUCAUCAGUGUUAAAAAAGAGCCGGCAUCUAGUGCAGCUCUGUCAGCAUCCUUAGCAUCAUCCAACUUCACGCCUAUUUUGCCUGCAGUGCCUAACACAGUUCAACAGGUGCCGCUGGCAUCAGUUCCCACUGUCUCUACAGUGUCUGUCAACUCCACUAAUCAAGCCAUGAAGCUGCCAGUUACAAUAGCUGCUGAGUUUACAAAGGCCAGACCUGAUUUUGCAACAAGUGUUCUCCUGGCAGCAGCUAGCACAGCCUUAGGGGCCAGCACAUCCACUCUGAAGGAUGUCUUACGAUUUUCACCAAACACAUCAACCGUCACUUCAGGGCCAGAGCUUGCUCCCUCACCUGUCACAAGCAUAUGUCCUAAGAGUCCACCUCCUGCUGGUGUAGGCUUGUCAAGUAUGUCACCACCCACAUCUCCUUGCGCCCUUGCCAGCACUUCUUUUGAUUCCAUUUCUCCGGUUUCCUCACCUCUGGAUAUGGGUUCUCCAUCAGCCAUGUCACCCCACAUGAAGGAAGAAAAGGGAGGGGCUCAGAAUGAGCAGCGGAGGGUGGCCCAUUUGUCAGCAGAGCAGAAGAGGCGUGGUAACCUCAAGGUAAAAAGUGGCUUUGACCUGCUGCAUACUCUCGUGCCAUCCCUUGCCCAGAAUCCAAAAGUUAGCAAAGCUACCAUGUUGCAAAAAACUGCUGAACAUUGCCGUAAGCUGAAGUCUGAACGUGCCCAGAUCCAGCAUGAGGCUGGAAUCUUGAAACAAGAGAUUGAAGCUCUCAACACUGCUAUCAGCCUUGUACAGUCACAACUUCCUGAAACUGGAGUGCCUGUCACGCGUCAGCGAGUAGAUCAGAUGAAGGAGAUGUUUGAGGAGUAUGUCAGGAACCGAACAUUGCAGAACUGGAAAUUCUGGAUUUUUUCAAUCAUCAUCCGCUCACUGUUCGAUUCAUACAACAACAUGGUAUCAACAGCCAGCAUGGAGGAGCUUUGCCGCACAACGCUUGCUUGGCUUGACCAACAUUGCUCCCUUGUGUCUCUUAGACCCACCGUUCUGAAUGCUUUGCGGCACUUGAGUACCACCACAACCAUCUUGUAUGAGCCACACCGUGUUCGAGAGCAGGCCACACAGGCCGUCAUCAAAGGCAGUGAAGGAAAGGAAGGCAAGGGUGGAAGCAGUGGUGACCGUUCUUGAUGCUUCAGUCAGCUGGAAGCAGUGGUGACUGUUCCUGAUGUGCUUCAGUUAGCUGUUGCCCAUGUUGCCUACAAUUGAAAGUGCUGACACAGACGUUACCAAGAAUGCCUUGGAAAAGAUUUUCUGCUUUUGUUGUAAAGCAAGGACUCCUACACAGGAUUGAAAACAGAAACCAAGCUAGGAAACAGGUUCUGAGAUUUUUUAGAUUUGGUUGUGCUCACAGACUGAACCGCAGGGCAGUGCAAGAUGUGUGGUGCUGAAAAUAAUGUCUUUUUGAUGUUUUGGAAAGGUCCAGUAGCUGUACCCAUCACACAUUGUCACUGUCAGCUGAAUGGUAGUUUGUUCGUGUGCAAAAUAGCUGAUGCUAUGAUGAAUUCCAGUUAGAUAAGGCAUAAAAAAACAUGAUGUGGGAUGAGUGGACACUGGACAGAAAAUGAUCUGUGGGUGUCGUGCUGUGUGUGAAUUGUGAAUACACUGGUCUUGUUUUUUGCCAUAGUAGAUGGCAAUUAACGAAAAUAUAAGUCUGAGAUGACAAAAGUGGGGUAAAGUGUCUUUUGAAGAGCGGGAGAGCAUUAUGUGAGCUGGAGAGGUUCAUUGGAUUUGCUGAUCUGCAGGAUGGAAUCCUCUUCAUAAGAGGGCAUUAUAAAUCCUAGCACAUUUUGUUCAGGUUUUAGCUUUUAACUUACCCUUGCCCAUUUUAUUUUAAAAAGCUCUGUAAUGCUUGAAAGUGUUUUCAGUGCAAAAUUAUGAUUAGGAGCCUGCUACAUUGUCAUCAGUCCUAUGGGUCUUGGCCGUGGGAUGGGCGGAGCCUUGUAGUACGGUCUUUACUACACUCUCGACUACUCUGCCAUCCGCGCCAACAUAAUCAUGUGCGCAAUGCACUUUCACAAAAUUCCUGAUUAACGCUAAUUACUGACUCCAGCCCCCAGUGCACACCCCAACAAACAACACAAUGCAAUUUUAGUGAAAGCAAAAAAAUACUUAUUAGGUCCCAAGAAACAAAAUGCCGAGAGCUUACAAAACAGUGUAGGAAUAAAAAGAAUAUACAAAUGAUCUAAUUCCCUAUCUUAACUAGGGUGUCCUGUUAAUACUCAUUAUUCUCCUUAAUACUAAUCCAGAUACCUAGUGAGUCAAUUAAUCUAUUAGCUACCACGCUCACAACACUACACAAUCACCCACUCCAUACAAUACGCAUACACACGCCACUUGGCUUGACCCAAAGUGUCCUUGCUGUGUGGGGUGUUAGUCUCUGAUGAACACACACAAUUGUCACUUGGGAUUUCGCACAACUGUGCUUGAAUGGAGAGCCCUCUGACGCGACGCAGAAGAAAUGAUGGCCGAUGACCUAGUUCAUCCGUUGUCCGGCACCGCGAUGAGAGUUGUAUGAAGUGGAGAAUUGCACCAGUGUGAACCCUGUUUCUGUUGCCAGCAGGCCUGAAGUUUCUCCAAGUAGACAUCAGCGCCGGCUCUUGUGACCAAGCAAUGUGUCCACUGCGCUGCCAAGAGUUGAUUGUGGGUUCACAGGAACAGAGGUCACUCUUCUUUUACAUUCAGGUUGAUGAGUAGGCUGUACAUCUUCUUGGCCUGUCCCUACCCCACAUCCCUUGUCUGACUGGUGAUAGCUGACACACGUAGUGGCGAAGACUUGAGUUGCGAAGUCCUCUUCUGAUGCUCACCCUCCAAGAGUCAAGAAGCAAAAGCGUCGAUUUGGGGUCCCAACACGAUACUAAAAAGCUGGCUUCAGCCACACAUGCACCCGAUUGGUCAGUCAUACCACAAACAUACCACUACGACCAAUCAUGCAUCACCGCUAGUGUGAGACAAAAGUCCCGAGCCUCUGGGUUUCCACCUUCUUACGAGUAACACGGUAUGUAAUUCUGGUGCCCAACUGUCUGGCUUUCCAUUCACGGCUGUACCCCACGUGUGGCAAUGUUGUCCUUCUCUAAGUCGUAAUUAAGGGCAUAUUUUGACCGCCGUGAUGUCAGUGGCGACAACUAGCGUCUUGCAUUACGUCGUGACCUUAUGUGUCCGUUGUGACAUGAAUGGUCUUUUAAUUAGCAGACAUACCCCUGAACGUGUUUUUUUAAACUGGGGUAUGUCCCCUGCAGCAAUGACUGCUCCUACGUAAGUGGCCUCGACCCCCUCCUUCAUGUUUUUAUUACUACUCUUUCAUGACAUACAUCGAUUAGUCAAUACUUAAAAUACUUCGGUCCUGCCAGAAGUACUGUGCACUGGCUAAAAUGAGAUGUCAUGAUCACUGCAAAAUAGUGUGCAUUGUCCGAUAGUAAAUAGAUGAUGCAUGAGAGGACAGUUUGGUUUCCUUGGAUAUAUUUUAGUUAAAAAUAGCUCGUACUCUGUAAUCGAUACCCUGUGUUGGCCAAAAGCUGCCAUUCUGGGGGCUGGACGUGUUUUUUAACAUCAGGAAGCCGUUUGUUUUGGCUGAUUGUGGUUAUUUAAAUGAAAACAGGCAGCAUCUGCAUUCUUUCAAAGCAAAGUUAGUGACAAGCAGUGGUGAUUGUGAAGGGAUGGGCUAAUUGAAAAUAAUAAAAAUGUCCCAGAAAUAAUUUCUUUUUAGUCCUUUCAUAGAAGCUACAUACAAAUACAAAAGUAGUGGCUGUGCAAGAGAGAGCGACAGUGAAGGGUCCCACUUUCUUGCUGUGUCAGAAAAUGUGACUAAAAUAUGUUGUGCUCAGUUCAUAUCAUUUGUUUGACCUCUUUGCCCUGAGAACUGUUAUGAAUGACAGGGCUGUGUGAGAUAGUGCAGUGCAUGCUGGUCAUUUUUCUGCAGUUACAAACAUUGAGCAGGGUCACUUCAUGUUGUCUUCAAAUUUAUUAGAGACAGAAUACACACACAUGCACUGUCAUUGCUGGUGUCUGCUUUGAAUGUCUUGAAUAUUAUUUGUGAGUUUCAGUCUCCUUAUUCCAUCAAUUCAACAGUGGAAGGAGACUUGAAAUUUUGUUGAUUUAAAAAAAAAAUUGUUUUACACUGUGCGAUGUAUCAUCAUCAUCAUCUGGAAAAAAAGAGUCAUCACAUCUCUACUGACAAAGUAAUCCUGCAAAAAAUCAGUUUGCACAAUGUGCAUGUAUAACAUCCAGAAUUUUGUGCCUUAGAAUGGUAGACCUUUUUUAAUUAUUGCUUCUCUGCAUGCAGUAUAUAAAUGUGCACAAAUAUGGUGUUUGUGAUUGAUGUUGGCUCUUAUAUAAUGCCUUGAUGCCAGGUCAGUCAGUGCAGUGCAGCUCUCGUGAUGUGGGAGAUAUUCUGGAGGAACUGCAUUGGUUACAGUGGAAGGUGCUCAGGAGUAGAAAAAUAAGUAGGUGGCUAAUAAGUGCCAAUUCUAACAGAAACUGUGCUUACUUCAACAGAUGAAGGAAAAUGAUGAAAUGGAUGUUUGUGGAAAGCUGCGACUAAUGCAGCAUGUCAUUUUUACUUUUUAACUCAAAUUUGAAAAUAACUUGUGGCUACCACUGCUGAGACUUUGGCAGGGCAUGUUGACAGGCCAUGCUUUAUGGGACUCUUGUAUAAUGUAGAAAAAUGUGAUCUAAUUUUAUAAAGCUCCUCAGGUGAUGGUAGAAAGAAUCCAGUUACAAAUAUCUGCCAUAAAUAAAUCAUGAAAACUUUCAAAGUGAUAUCAUUAAAAGCAAUUAAAAUGAGCUAACAACUUAGCCUUUGGUCUAAAGUGCGGCGCCUGUGCUGGCUUACAUUAUGUGCCAGACAUGAAUGGCAUACAGCCAAUAACAAUUGCUGAGGUGGAAUGGCAGCGAGAUUCAGCUCAUGUUAAUUUUACUCUUGCUUGAAAAAUAGGACACAAAAAUUGGUCAUUCACUCAACUUAUACUGGUUUAUUGAACUGUCGCAAACAACAUUUAAAGAGACUACCAAAGUUGUGUAAGUUUUUUUCCUGAUGACAACAUGUUAUGGAGACUUGAGCUGCUCAGUUUCCAAAAUACUGACUUGUUUAGCAGUCCCAACGAUGUUUUGGUCUUAUAGUUGCCUGCUGACAGUGGGGCUUGAUGGCUGUAGCGAACAUUGAAGUAAAUGUAUAUUAGGGCAUGAACUUGCCGAUUAGUGACCGAGACCUACUGCAGCAUGAUGGGGCUGUUCUGCUGGAUUGAAAUGUAGCUCGUAGCACCAAACCACACAUAGCCUGAUCCAUGUUUUUCAUCUCGCUUAAGCAAAACAUCCAAAUGUUGGAGACCUCCCCUCAGCCAAAAUAAAAAAAGGUGUGCACAUAGAAUAUGGUAGUCGGGUUGGUUUUUAGUUUAAAGAUUUGACUGUUUGCUGCUGUCACAGCUGUUAGAUGAAACAGGAUUUUACACUUUGGAACUUAGGUCUAGUACUGACCUCAUUCAACGCGCUGCUGUAUAAUGCCAAAGCAAGAGCAGUUUUCAUAGCUUUUCAUUUUUAAAACAUAAACAUGCAUCGCACUGGUUUUAAGGGUCUGUAAUUUUAUCAGCAACCAUGGUGCUUGUAAGCUGCUUUGAAAAGAAGUUAGGGGAAACUGAAUGUCUUAAAGGUUUUCCUUUUUUUUUUUUAUUUACUAUAUUGUAAGUAUGGUUUAUGUGUGAGAGAGCAAAUUUGGAGGUGGAAAAGCAUAAUCUUGAGAGCCAUUGGUGAAUACAAGAAAAAUGACUGCAAAUUAGAGUGUCUGUUGUUCUUGGAGCAGACUCAACAUAUGUGAUUUGGUAGGUAGGUCGGAAUAUUAGUGUUGCUGGACACUUUUAUUGAGGUAGACAUGUUAAGGAUGAGCACUUGGAUGUAGUAGAUUUUAGUCACUUGUAUUCAUUUUUGGAUUUCUUAAAGACCACAGAAAAGUGCACGACUUUGAACCUUACAAAAUAUCAGGUAACUGAUAAUUGUCCUUGGUCUUUGCAUUUUUGGGUCCUGCAUAAAAUAAUUUAAAUAUUUUCUUCAUUCAGAAAGGUCUUUCUUCCAUUGUUGCAUUAAGAACCAGUUAUCAGGGUUUAGUGUGUGUAAAGUGAAAAAGCAAAAAAGUGAUUUUCUGGUAUUUAUUUACCUAAUUUGUUUACUGAAAUCAUCUAAUGUGUUAGAUUACAAAGGUAUGUGGAUAUUGUUCAAAGUAAACGUGAAUGCAUAAUAUGUUUGAUGAUGUUAGUCAUGAAUUUUAUUCAGAUGCUUUGAGACAUGGAUUAGAUACGUUUCUGACCCCAGUAUUGUCAAUUGUGAAUUGGGUGGCUUAAUGGUGUCAGUCCUCUUGGUUUUGAGGACUUCAGGACUCAUGUUCUCAGAUGUGAAGUGGAUUGAUUUUGCUGAUGAUACACUUAAAAGUAAAUCAGAUUUGUUAUAUAACAUCCAAAACAGGUGUAAGGCAGCAUUGAGUCUUUUAGCUAAUAACAAGAUUCUUCUCACAAUGAACUAAAGUUUAGUCCCUCAAUUUAAAUAGCAUUCACAUUGUUGUGACUGUAGCAGUGGCUUUUUAGGAAAAAAAACAAGCAGUAGUCAUCGUUAAACCCACUGAAUCCUAAUAUCUAAUGGCCAGAUUUGGUACAGUGGACAGCUGGAGCAGCAUUUUAGCAGCCCCUUACAAACAGCAAAUUGCUGAUCAAUCUCAUCAUGCAUUUUGUUCCCUGUAGGAUACUUAUUUCCGUUUUCUGCCAGGCAGGCACACACACACACACGUGCAUAUGCACACAUAUGUUAAGGUCAUUAAAAAUUUUCAUGAUUUGUCAUUUAUAAACUUUUUUUUAUUGCAUAUGCAAAAAAGUUGGCAGCUAUUUAUUUAUUGGACUUCCAUAUGCCAAAGCUUCUAAAUUAGAAGUCUUAAAGAUCCUCUACACGAAUGGUUUAGUAAUCCUCCUGAAAACCUUUUUACCAAAACACAGCAGUGUUAAAUUGAACAUUCUGUUUUACUUUUUUUUAUCUUACCAGUCUCUUUCUUUCAUUCUCUUCUCUAAGCAGUCAAGAUUUGUUUUAACGACUAUAUUACAGAAUUAAAUUUUAUUUGACAAAAGUACUUUUUGGUGCAUGCCUGCACGUGCACACACACAGACACAUUCGUUUUGUCUGUACAAGUAACCUAUAAAUGAACAUUGUUUGUACUAUCAUUGGUUACUGACCAAGGUUUUCAUGGACUUCACUGUUGAAAAGCACAUAAAUAAUGGCCAACAUUUAUGUUACAUUUAGACUUGCACAUGAUCAUAGAUCUUUGCCUUUUUGUCACCAUCCAAAGUCUUAUUUCAAGUCUGCCUCUAAAAGCAUUUGUGUCUCAGGGAGCUGAAUGUCCAGAGUGGCCGACAAACUGACAGAUGUAUUGUGGAAACAAAUUGUAACUGAAUUGUGCAGAUUCUGCGCUAGCUUGUCUGUCACACGUUUCCACCAAUUUGAUUAGAUGAUUUGAAAUGUGUGCAGGCCAGUGUUUUCAGUAAUUUCACUUAUUGGAAGGAUGUUCAAAGUUCAUCAGGUUAGGUGGGGAGGUCUUUCUACACAAGCUGUGGCAUUUGUUACUUCUUUGAACAUUUUCAUGUUCGGAGGUUUAUGGCAUGGUUUUUUCUUUUGGCGUGUGAGCUGAGAUGCACUGUUUGGUUUAACACAGUACAGUAUCUCUGCUAGAAGUCUUAACAAAACUGAUACAGUGAUAAUAUGUUUUGCAGGGAAUAGAAGAAACUAUGUUGUCAAGAAAGGUUUGGUUGGAUUUAAGUUACAAUUUAGUAUUCAUUUGUUAAUUACCUUAUAUCAUUCUGUGGGCAUUUAAGUAAUGGAAAGUUUACAGCAAUCUGCUAUGUCUUUUGUGUUCAUUUGAAUUCAGGCAGCCUUAUGAAAAGGUAUUGUGAUGUGCUCAAUGUUUGACUUGUAAUGUUGAUGGGAGAGAAUACAUUUCUUUCUGGGAAGGAAGGGGGGGCUGCUUGGUAUGCCUGUUUGUGAAAUGCUUUGUGCCCGAGUUGCAGCUGUCAAAAGCUGCACCACUUUAGAGAGGAAGAUUUAUCCUUUCUCCCAAAGAUAAUCUUGAACUGAAAGUUGCUUUGGCAUCGUGUGCAACAUACGAAAACAGGGGCUUUUUAUUUGCUUGAAGCUUUGUGUUGGAAACAAGCAAGCAGCGUUUAGUGUCAGAAAUGCAAGCCUUUUCUACUGCCUCUUGCAAAUAGGCAAACACUUAUAGUUCAGUUUCUGCAUGAAAACUCACCACAGUAUCAUACGUGUGCACGGACAGCCUAAGUAGUGCACAGACUUUUGACAGAUUUAGCCCAUGUACAUUUUGAUUAGGCCAGGUUUAAAUCAUGAUGUUAGGGUUGAUCUCAGAAAGCUUGGGACUUAUGUAGUGGGAAUCUGAAGCUGUUCUUUCUCAGACAUAAAGUGGCUUUUGGUUUUUAUACAUCAGACCUGGUAUAACCCCAUAGCUUCUGAUUCCCAAUUUGUCUUUAUUCAUUUGUCUGGAACCAUAAUACUCAGGCAGGAUUAUUGUGUUGGAGUUUGUAUGGCUUUAUUAGUGAAACUAUCACCAGAUGGAAGUAGAACUAGUUGAGGCCUGGCUAAAGCUUGUCUUCCUGACACACAGACAGGCAUGAUGUUGCUCGCUUGGAUCAUGCACUCAGCACACUAUGUAAAAUUCCAUUAUGUAUACAUGCCUUUUGCAAUUUUCUUGCAAAUUCUGUGAAAAAUUUUCACAGCCUGCUCAGUGAUGACAUUAACACUGUGUUGAAAAAAAAUAAAAAUAAGAAAUAUUAA